Daphnia pulicaria is the source of this 1761-nucleotide messenger RNA. RefSeq names its product tyrosine-protein kinase-like otk. Gene Ontology annotation, molecular function: transmembrane receptor protein tyrosine kinase activity; ATP binding. Gene Ontology annotation, biological process: cell surface receptor protein tyrosine kinase signaling pathway; positive regulation of kinase activity; multicellular organism development. NCBI's taxonomy places the organism in Eukaryota, Metazoa, Arthropoda, Branchiopoda, Diplostraca, Daphniidae. The record is from RefSeq and is a predicted model, not a curated record. Gene Ontology annotation, cellular component: signaling receptor complex.
AUGGCCACUUUGCAUGUCCGAGUUUUUGUGAUAGAAAAAUUAAAAAAGUUUACGGUGCCACCGGUGGCCAAGAGUUUGGAGCUUGGCACAGUCCGCAAGAUUUUGUGCAAAGCUCAAGGCAAUCCAGCUCCCAUCGUCCAAUGGGUCAAGGAAGGCUUGAAGCCGUUGCAGGUCUGGCCGCCACACAUCAUCGAAGACGUCAACGGAACGCUCAUUUUUCACGGAGUCCAGGACGACGAUGCCGGCCAAUACUCUUGCAUCGCCACCAAUUCUCAAGGGCUCAUCAGCGCUUCCAUCUUGAUCAACGUGACGAUGUCGCCACAUUUUACGUCGCUACCCAACAACAUCACGUUCGCCAAGGAAGGCACGAAAGUUGAACUGCAUUGCAGAGCGGAAGGUUACCCUGCCCCGACGAUUCAAUGGGAUCGAGCUUCCGUCAUGGGCGGAUUUACUUCUGAUCGAUUCUCUGUGGAUCGAAACGGGACGUUGACAAUACAAAAUGCCCAGCAAGAGGAUCAGGGAUUUUACGGAUGCACGGCUGGUAAUGCCGGAGGAUUUAAAAGGGCAGAGUUUCAAUUGGCGGUAAAAGGGAAAUAUUCGAAUUUUCAUUCAAUUGCAAAAGGUGAUUACGACGGUGCUGAAUCCAUCGCCAAGACUAUAAUAAUCACGUUAGGAGCGGCCGCUGCCUACAUCUUCUUGUCGGUUGGUUUGUUGAUUUGGUGUCGAUUGAGACGACGCCAAAGGAAAUUGCGAUCGCCUAAUGACGGCGGUGCUGGUGGUGCAGAAGCUCAACUCGACGUUCAAACAGCUUUACUGACAAAAGUAGAUGGUCGUCAGUCUCCGGCCAUUGACAAGUUAAAUGUUCCCAACUCCUCAAUCACUAAAGGAGCAUUACAAGGAAAAUGCCGGUUUGGAGAUAUCCUUGAAGGCUCCGUAACUGGUCUGAGUACAGCAGAAGGCAGCACUCGUGUUCUACUCAGGAUAUUGAGUACUCGAGACGAGGACCUGAACAUUGAAUUCCGCCGACAGGUGGAUAUGUUCCAUCGAGUCCGCCACGCCAAUUUGGUGGCCGUGCUGGGCUGCUGUCGGGACUCGCCCGACUUUCAAAUGAUUCUCAUGGAAUCCCACCCGUACAUCAAUCUGAAAUCGCAUUUGCUGUCGACUUCUUCUUCGUCUCAGCCGCCGUGGUCGGUCGCCCAAAUUCAAAGCGCCACAAUUCAGAUCGCUCGAGGAAUGAAUGCACUAGCCGAAGCCCGUUUCUUUCACCGUCGUGAUCUUGGCACGCGAAAUAUCCUGGUCGCAUUCCAUGGCACAGAUAAUACCAAGGUGUGUUUGAAGAUCGGCAGCUUCGGAAUGGACAAGGAGCCGUUCAACAACGAUUACUACGUCUACAAGCACCAGUCGAUCGCUCUGCGCUGGCUCCCGCACGAAUCAGCGUUGGAGGAUGAAUAUUCGACCAAUUCUGACGUGUGGAUGUUCGCCGUCACGAUCUGGGAGCUGCAUCACGCCGCCCAACGGCCUCUGUCCUACCGAUCGGACGAGGUUCUGCUGGCCGAUUUGAGGAAGAAAUGUGGCCAACACUGGGACGCUUCCUUCUGCAAAUCGAACGCCAUGUCCAGUUUACUUGUCAAGUGUUGGUCACACGACCCCAUUCUCAGACCGUCUUUGACGAACUGCUGGUUUGCGCUGAAUCUAAUAGCAAUAACGCAACGCCAUCAACCAGCAACGACGAAUCUAAAACCCGCUGAAGAUUUACUAUGA